This is a messenger RNA of Branchiostoma belcheri (Belcher's lancelet), 2284 nucleotides long. RefSeq names its product probable acyl-CoA dehydrogenase 6. The transcript is spliced from 9 exons. Gene Ontology annotation, biological process: fatty acid beta-oxidation using acyl-CoA dehydrogenase. Lineage: Eukaryota; Metazoa; Chordata; Leptocardii; Amphioxiformes; Branchiostomatidae. The coding region runs from base 17 to 1315 and encodes 432 amino acids. Gene Ontology annotation, molecular function: acyl-CoA dehydrogenase activity; flavin adenine dinucleotide binding. The record is from RefSeq and is a predicted model, not a curated record.
CCUUUAGAAAUCCAAUAUGGCUGCCCGUCUCCUGACCAAAACUUUCCUGCUGCCCGUUCGCGGCCGUUUUGCCGCCUCUGUCGUCUCGUCUCCUGCGAGAUGUCAGUCGUCAGGCCAGCCUCUGACGCAGGAAGUCGGCGAGGAGCUUUCGGACGAGGCGAUUUUCUCCCACGAGCACGUAGAGCUGCGUAGAACGCUGAACAAGAUUAUUGAGAAUGACAUCAACCCGUACGUGGAUGAGUGGGAGGAGGCUAAGAUGUUCCCGGCUCACAGGGUCUUUAAGAAGCUUGGAGAUGCCGGCUUCUUGGGUGUUAACAGACCUCCAGAGUAUGGUGGCCUGGGUCUGGAUUACUCCUAUAAUGUAGCAGUGGCUGAAGAACUGGGGAACGUCAAAUGUGGAGGCAUCCCCAUGGCCAUAGGGGUGCAGACUGACAUGGCUACUCCUGCUCUGGCAAGGUUUGGCAGUGAUCAUGUGAAGAAAGAGUUUCUGGCCCCGUCCAUCGCUGGCGAGAAGGUGGCCUGUCUGGGAGUUAGUGAGGUUGGAGCAGGGUCAGAUGUCAGCAGUAUCAAGACCGUAGCUAAGAAAAGUGGAGGUGAUUACAUCAUCAAUGGGGGAAAGAUGUGGACAACUAGCGGGCUGCAGGCUGACUGGAUGUGUCUGUUAGCCAACACCAGCGACGGCCCUCCUCACAGAAACAAGUCACUCAUCUGUCUCCCCAUGGAUCUUCCAGGGAUACAAAAAGCAAAGAUAGACAAGAUCGGCAUGCAUAGCUCCGACACUGCACAGAUUUUCCUGGAGGAUGUCCGAGUGCCUCAGUCCUACCUCAUCGGAGACGAAGGGAUGGGCUUCACCUACCAAAUGCUGCAGUUCCAAGAGGAAAGGCUGUGGGGCGCUGCUGCAUCCCUGUUGCCCCUCGAUAAUGUCAUAAAGGAGACAGUUGAGUACACCAGACAGAGGAAGAUCUUUGGACAGCCCCUCCUGAACAGCCAGGUCGUCCACUUCAAACUGGCCGAGCUGCAGGCUGAGGUGGAGUGUCUGAGAUCACUUGUCUAUAGAGCAACCGGGAUGUACAUUCAGGGCAAAGAUGUGACGAAGCUGGCUUCCAUGGCGAAGCUGAAGGGCGGCCGACUGGCGAGAGAAGUGACAGACUCCUGUCUGCAGUACUGGGGAGGGAUGGGGUAUACAUCUGAGGUCAUGGUCAGCAGAGCAUUCAGGGAUUUCAGGUUGUUUUCUAUUGGGGGUGGUGCCGAUGAGGUUAUGAUGUCCAUAAUUUCCAAGUACAUGGGUACUCUGCCCAAACUGAAGGCAACGUAGUGCCCAUCUGCUGGGUUGAAUUUGCCAAUUUGCAAAUGACAUGUAAACUAGAGAAGUAACAUUUGCAAGGCAAAUGCAUAAUGUUUACCUUCGGACAUGGUCUGCUCUGUUAAUUCUUACUCAAACACAUUCACAUACAUGUACUACUAGUUUAUGGUGACAGGAGCAGAGCAGACCAUGAAAUUGCAACAUUAUGUAACCCAACACCAGUCACCAUGGUGACAGACAUCAACAAAUCAUGUCAUUGGUCAGGUCAGAGGUCACUGGAGAAGAAGAAGAAACUGAGCAAAAACUAUGUUUUCCUUUCGGUAAACAUAAUUACAGACAUAUCUGUCAAUGCUAAUAACAUGCAAGCAGACAAGAACAACAUUAGAUAACAUUGAUUUUUAUUUCAAUGCUUUAUUUUAAAAGAGUGUAUUUCACUGCCACAGAUACUUUGACGCUAUGAGUGUGGAUACUAUUAUUUCCUUGUAUGUUCUAUGGUCAACUCUCAAAUAAUGCGUGAAGUGAACAGGAAAUGUGUAUAUAAUGUAGCAUACCAAAUGUCACUACAGUAGUUAAAUGUCGACGACUAAGCUUGGCCGGUCAUGUUGUACAUAGUGAAGAACCAACCAGUAUGCUUCUACUUUGGAACCCUGAUACAAAGAGAAGAGUUGGACGUCCAAACAUAACACUUAAAAAACUUAAAGACACUGAAACAGGCUUGGAGGACUUAGAACUUAUCUCUGUGAUGAAUGACAAACAGUUCUGGAGAUCAAACUUUGUAUGCUCCACCACUUCGGAGGAUGAUAGAUGAUGAUGAAUGUAGCAGUAAUUGUCAUAACAGGGUAUUUUUUUUCUCGUACUCGAAAUUUACUUGUUUUUUAUUACAGUUUUUGAUGGGGUCUAAAAGAUCUUGGUGAGCAACUAAUUAUAUAAAGAGCUAUAUUACAGCUUAAGAGUUAUAUUACAGCUGAGUACUUUAAAUAC